Hemiscyllium ocellatum (epaulette shark) is the source of this 3212-nucleotide messenger RNA. RefSeq names its product interferon-induced GTP-binding protein Mx3-like. Gene Ontology annotation, biological process: defense response to virus. Gene Ontology annotation, cellular component: cytoplasm; membrane; nucleus. The coding region runs from base 315 to 2429 and encodes 704 amino acids. The transcript is spliced from 15 exons. NCBI's taxonomy places the organism in Eukaryota, Metazoa, Chordata, Chondrichthyes, Orectolobiformes, Hemiscylliidae. The record is from RefSeq and is a predicted model, not a curated record. Gene Ontology annotation, molecular function: GTP binding; microtubule binding; GTPase activity.
UUGUUCAGUUGUAUAGUAUAUCAUUCCAGGUCGACAGUACAAUAGUUGCAGCACACACGCAGUGGUAUUCCUGACAGCACACAUCUUAGCAACUUUCUUUCCACAGACUGAGAUAUUCGUUUAAAUUUCUGAUGUGGCUUCGGCAUCAGAGCUCAAAGUUGAAUUGCUUGAGCUCCUCUCAUUGAGAACAGUAACGACGUCUUCAUAAUAUUACACAUUGGCCGGUUUAGUUCAACAUAUCCGUUUCUGUCUGUCAGACCAAUACAGCAGAUUAAUCCCAAGACUUUCCUAGAGAUUGGCUUUUGGUGGCAAGCAUGAAUUCCAGGCAGCACCGGAACAAGAGAUCAGGAAAAAGUGUGGUGAUCGUACAGGAACCAAACAGGCAAACACAUUCGGGACAGACAAACGGCAUUAUGCAAACACAACAUAUACCAGCUGAGGUACCCACAAUCAUUGGUGUGAGUGCUGUGCCGAUCUGUAGCCAAGGAUUUGCUAACUCCAAGGGGUUUACCUGUCAGAAGGACAUCUGGAAGAGUGCACUUGGUGUGUUGGAGACACAAGAACAGAAGGAAGAAAGGAGAAGAAAAUCAAUUAAGGCAAUGGACACUGUGUUUUUCAAUGAGUAUGAAAGUAAAGUACGACCUUGUAUUGAUCUCAUUGACCAACUGAGAGCUUUUGGUGUCGACAAAGAUCUGGGACUUCCAGCCAUCGCUGUGAUUGGAGACCAGAGCUCUGGGAAGAGCUCAGUACUGGAGGCACUGUCCGGGGUGUCACUUCCCAGAGGAAAAGGGAUUGUGACAAGAUGCCCAUUGGAACUGAAGCUCAAAAAAGUCAGAAAGGAGAAUGUUUGGAAAGGGAAAAUAAAGUACAAGGACUAUGUGCAAAUACUCAAAAGCACCACUGAAGUGGAACAAGAAAUCCACAAAGCCCAGAACACAAUCGCAGGACAAGGAGUUGGAAUCAGCCCUGAACUAAUCAGUCUUGAAAUCGAAUCCAGCAACGUCCCUGAUCUGACCCUUAUAGACUUGCCAGGAAUUGCCAGAGUGGCAGUUGGCGACCAACCAGUAAAUAUUGGAGACCAGAUUAAGAAACUCAUCAAGUCAUUCAUCCAGAAACAAGAAACAAUUAACCUGGUGGUUGUGCCAUGCAACGUUGACAUAGCAACUACAGAAGCUCUGAAAAUGGCCCAGGAAGUGGACCCUUCUGGAGAAAGGACUCUGGGCAUUUUAACAAAGCCUGACCUGGUUGACAAAGGAACAGAGGCAAGUGUUGUUGACAUUAUGCGGAACAUAAUAGUGGAAUUAAAGAAAGGUUACAUGAUUGUCAAGUGCCGUGGACAAAAGGACAUUGAUGACAAAUUGACCCUUGAUGAUGCAAUCACAAAGGAAAGAAUGUUUUUUGAAGAUCACGAACACUUUAGGCAACUUCUGGACAAUGGGGUAGCCACUAUUCCAUGCUUAGCUGGCAGACUGACAAACGAGCUUGUUAGCCACAUCAAUAAAUCUUUGCCACAGUUGAGAAAGGAUGUUGAAAUGAAACUGAACAAAACAAAGCAAAGUCUGAAAGACUACAGCAAUGGUGUUCCUGAUGCACCUGAAGAGAAAUUGAUGUUCAUGAUCGAGAAAAUCAACAAAUUCUGUCAUCAAAUAAAAAAUUUAACAUCCGGGGAAGAGACUCAGAUCCUCAUAAAUGGGAUGAGAUACAUCACCAAAGUACGAAAGGUGUUUGAAGAAUGGAAUUCAUUUCUGGAGAAGCAGUCGUUAAAUUUCCGGGAUGACCUGCGUAAUGAAAUUCGAGAUUUUGAAAAUAACUACCGUGGAAGGGAACUGCCAGGAUUUGUCAACUACAAGACGUUUGAAUCACUUGUAAGAGACAACAUUGUAGAAUUGAAAGAGCCGGCCAUUAAUAAACUGAAGGUUGUCACAGAACUGACAAGAACAGCUUCAAUUGAAAUUGCUGAAGAGCAUUUCAAAGCCUUUUCCAACCUUUUUAAAUUUGCCAAGAUCAAAAUCGAAUCCAUUAGCCAUCAACAAGAGAGUGAAGCAGAGAAGAUGCUGAAGGCACAGUUCAAGAUUGAGAACAUGGUGUACUCCCAAGACAAAAUCUACAGCAGUAAUUUAAGUACAACAAAAAACACAGCAACAAUAUUUGCAAAUGCCACUGUCCAGGAAAUGUCACACCAUGUACAAACAUACUACAAGAUUGCUUCUUGUCGACUGGCUGACCAGAUUCCCCUGGUAAUAUGCUACCAUAUUUUACAUGAAUUUGCUGAUAAACUACAGGCAGAGAUGCUCACAAUCCUCCAAGAUCGAGACCGCAUCAAUGAAUACCUGUUUGAGGAUCAAGACACAAAGAGGAAGAGAGAGACCCUUCAAAACCAAAUGAGUCGACUGAUAAAAGCACACAAGGCUUUGUUUGAAUUUGCUUAAAAGCUUAUUGAUUAACAACUUGAUGCGUAGUUCUUUCUACUUGCCUAAUUAUCACCUCAUAUGCAAGUGUUAAUUUUCUGUAGUUUCAGUUGCUAGUAACCUGAAUGUAUGUGUCUGAAGGUUACUGACAGUUAUCAUAGACAAAUUAUUACAACAAGGUGGAGGAUCAUCGUUAUCUUCCUCACUUGAGAUCCAUACUUUCACCAAGAUUCGCUGGGAAGUCAUCAGGCUGAUCAAUCUUCACUCAUUCACUCUUUCCAGUCAUACAAUAACUCUGAAUGUCACUGACUGAAGUUGGCCAACAUGGUAUAGGCUAUGGGCUGAGCUUUGAAAUCUCUUUGGUAGCAUGACUCAGUUACUCGCUGAGGAUUGAACUUUCAAGGUCUUGUCUUUGAGAUGUUGCAUAAUGUCUUCCAAAGAAAAAUUAACUUCUUCAGAGUUACUAUCACAAACCUCUAGAAUAGUUAGUUUCUUGUGGUGCAUUGAGAGUGUCCCAGAUGCAGGAAUCUGAGUUCAAGUCCCACCUGCUCCAAAGGUGUAUGAUGACAUCUCUGAACAGAUUGAAUUAAAAAGAAUGUCAUGCAUUGAGAAUCUAAUGCAGUUUGUGAAACUUGCUGUGACAAUCUGUUUCAAUUCAUAAAAGGUUUAGACUGGAGUAUGUAGAAGUAAAUAAAGUACUUCAGAAGCUGGAAAUCCACAUCGGAAACAAAGUACUGGAGAAACUCUGUAGGUCUGGCAGCAUCUGUGAGGAGAGAAACAGAAUUUAAUGCUGCAAAUGCUGAU